Messenger RNA from Coregonus sp. 'balchen', 17113 nucleotides. NCBI's taxonomy places the organism in Eukaryota, Metazoa, Chordata, Actinopteri, Salmoniformes, Salmonidae. The record is from the annotation of a GenBank genome assembly.
UUGCAGGAGAGCACAUACAGUCACUGUGCUUUUCAUUCUCACCUGCGUGUUGGUCUAUGUCACUCUGUUGGAGGAGACACCCCAGGAUACAACGUACAACACUAAAAGGUCAGCCAUUCGGUUACGCACGCACAAUGUCUCUCCCAUGACGUCUUAUAUAUUCAUGCAGCACACUACAAAACACAUUCACUUAGUCACGACUGCUUGUGUGAAAUGAAUCACUUCCACCUCCAACAGCCAGUCACCUUCAGCCCAGCUGGCAUGUAGCACAGUCAGCACAUAGACUAUUAGGUUCCUCCUUUAUUUUUAUAGGUUUAACUGUUCCAUUCUUGAGCACUUUUGAAAUGUCAAAAUAUAUAUUGUACAGUAAGACGUGCUGAACUCUUACUAAGUUAUGUAGCGUAAAGAUGCUUUAGAUGCUGUGAAGCCUAGUAGAAAUCUGACUUUUAUGAAAGAGAUGGCCAGCACUUCAGCAAAUCGGCUGAUUGAGAAUACAUCUAAGAUUGCCAGGCAUAGAUAUAAUGUAGGAAAAAGCUAGGUAUUGACUAAUGGAUGCUUUGGAGGGCAGAGGACUGUUUCUAUUCCCCCCCCCCCCCCGCUUUGGUACUAGUCAUAAACAUACAUUAGAGUCCCAAAAUUUACUAAAAAGUAUAAGUAAGAUAACUUUAAGAACCUUUUGAGCCUUUGCAUGAUCUUAAGCCAUUUCAGUGAGUUUUGCGAGCAGAGGAAUUUGGCAGCAUUGGGGAGUCUUCAGACGGAGGAAGUGUGUUUGCGUGCUUGUUUGUGUGUGUAGUAUGUGUGCGGGCGUUACUUAGGAAGGAGUUAACAGGAAUAGCUGGGCGGGGGUUGUCUGUACUGACAAUCUGACGGUCAUUAACGGGAUUUGCCAUGGUCAGCGAGGCCCAGCUGGCCUGGGAGAUUAGAGCCCACAACAACUUCUUCCCCCGGGUCACAACCAACGGCACUGCCCUACUGCCUGCCUGGCUGAAUGCCUUCACCUGAAUGUACUAAUCCCCUGGGGGUGGUUGUCUAACUCACCUUGGCUUUCUUACCUGAUCGCCUCUGUCAUGUGCACUGAUCAGAAAGGACAUGAUAGGUUAAAGCACACAUGCCCUCAUAGGCGUAAUGCAGUUUGCUAUAUUGUUUUUGUCGAUCCAGGUCUCUCAGAUGGGUGUGGUGAAAGGAGAGGAGGCCGUGUAGAUUGAGAUGCAACCCUGUAGACCUUUUAGCUAGCAUGCCACAUAUACUCAGCGUGCCUGGGCCCUGACCUUAACUUGCACAUUGGUCAAAUAAUUAUCAUAUUUCAAUGCAAACCAUGAAUUCCAGUCCAUGUACACUGCUCAAAAAAAUUAAGGGAACACUUAAACAACACAAUGUAACUCCAAGUCAAUCACACUUCUGUGAAAUCAAACUGUCCACUUAGGAAGCAACACUGAUUGACAAUACAUUUCACAUGCUGUUGUGCAAAUGGAAUAGACAACAGGUGGACAUUUUAGGCAAUUAGCAAGACACCCCCAAUAAAGAAGUGGUUCUGCAGGUGGUGACCACAGACCACUUCUCAGUUCCUAUGCUUCCUGGCUGAUGUUUUGGUCACUUUUGAAUGCUGGCGGUGCUUUCACUCUAGUGGUAGCAUGAGACGGAGUCUACCACCCACACAAGUGGCUCAGGUAGUGCAGCUCAUCCAGGAUGGCACAUCAAUGCGAGCUGUGGCAAGAAGGUUUGCUGUGUCUGUCAGCGUAGUGUCCAGAGCAUGGAGGCGCUACCAGGGGACAGGCCAGUACAUCAGGAGAUGUGGAGGAGGCCGUAGGAGGGCAACAACCCAGCAGCAGGACCGCUACCUCCGCCUUUGUGCAAGGAGGAGCAGGAGGAGAACUGCCAGAGCCCUGCAAAAUGACCUCCAGCAGGCCACAAAUGUGCAUGUGUCUGCUCAAACGGUCAGAAACAGACUCCAUGAGGGUGGUAUGUGGGCCCGACGUCCACAGGUGGGGGUUGUGCUUACAGCCCAACACCGUGCAGGACGUUUGGCAUUUGCCAGAGAACACCAAGAUUGGCUAAUUCGCCACUGGCGCCCUGUGCUCUUCACAGAUGAAAGCAGGUUCACACUGAGCACAUGUGACAGACUUGACAGAGUCUGGAGACGCCGUGGAGAACGUUCUGCUGCCUGCAACAUCCUCCAGCAUGACCGGUUUGGCGGUGGGUCAGUCAUGGUGUGGGGUGGCAUUUCUUUGGGGGGCCGCACAGCCCUCCAUGUGCUCGCCAGAGGUAGCCUGACUGCCAUUAGAUACCGAGAUGAGAUCCUCAGACCCCUUGUGAGACCAUAUGCUGGUGCGGUUGGCCCUGGGUUCCUCCUAAUGCAAGACAAUGCUAGACCUCAUGUGGCUGGAGUGUGUCAGCAGUUCCUGCAAGAGGAAGGCAUUGAUGCUAUGGACUGGCCCGCCCGUUCCCCAGACCUGAAUCCAAUUGAGCACAUCUGGGACAUCAUGUCUCGCUCCAUCCACCAACGCCACGUUGCACCAGACUGUCCAGGAGUUGGCGGAUGCUUUAGUCCAGGUCUGGGAGGAGAUCCCUCAGGAGACCAUCCGCCACCUCAUCAGGAGCAUGCCCAAGCGUUGUAGGGAGGUCAUACAGGCACGUGGAGGCCACACACACUACUGAGCCUCAUUUUGACUUGUUUUAAGGACAUUACAUAAAAGUUGGAUCAGCCUGUAGUGUGGUUUUCCACUUUAAUUUUGAGGGUGACUCCAAAUCCAGACCUCCAUGGGUUGAUACAUUUGAUUUCCAUUGAAAAUCUUUGUGUGAUUUUGUUGUCAGCACAUUCAACUAUGUAAAGAAAAAAGUAUUUCAUAAGAUUAUUUCAUUCAUUCAGAUCUAGGAUGUUGUUUAAGUGUUCCCUUUAUUUUUUUGAGCAGUGUAUAUAGAUGUCAUAAUGUUAUAAAUGUAUAUUUUAGUCAUCCUGUAAAGAGGACUGAUCUCUAUGUGAGUUUAUCAUUAGUUGUUCUAAUUACUUAAGUCUGCUUAUGUUUUCUACCAGAGGGAUUGUGGCCAGCAUCCUAGUGUUCCUCUGCUUUGGAGUGACACAAGCCAAAGAUGGCCCAUUCACCAGACCACAUCCAGGUAACACAACCUCCACCCGCAGUGCAAAUACUCUUCACAUUUCAGCUUCUUUGUGCUCUUGUACUUCAGUUAACACAAGCCUGCCAGUCCAGCCUCUUGCUACGUAGGCUAAGUGCAUUGACACAUUAAAUGGGACUCACUCACAGAAUAACUACAUCCUGUCCAAAGAAGAGACACUGCCAGUGCUAAAAGUUAGUGAGUCAAUUUGCAGUCGCUCUUACACCUUGAAAGAAGAAAAGAGGGAGAUAAUACAUUUGCGAAACCGAAAUGCGGCAUCCCUAUAAGAAUUCUUCCCAAGGUAUGGCCUGCGGUGAAUCACUGCUUUUAAAGGGGGUGUUGCAGCAGCACUGUGUACAUGUCAAACAUAUAAAAAGUUGUCAACCGCCGGGGAAAGCACAGGCGUUAAGUCAAACUCUGUAAUGGAGUAUUGAUCCCCUGUCUGUUCUUCUUCCUUUGGAAAUGUCUUUAGUGGGGAGAGACAGAAUGCAUGUCUGCUUUUAGAUCAAUAUAGAUGUUUGGAGGCACAGCAAUGGAGUGGGCCAUGAAGACUAUCCCGACUGUGUGUGAAAUACAUACAGAUUACAUACACUGCAUCAGAUAACAUUACAUCCGCCAAACCCAGAUUAGUCCAUCGGACUGCCAGAUGGUGAAGCGUGAUUCGUCACUCCAGAGAACGCAUUUCCACUGCUCCAGAGCUUUACACCACUCCAGCCAACACUUGGCAUUACGCAUGGUGAUGUUAGGCUUGUGUGUGGCUGCUUGGCUAUGGAAACCCAUUUCAUUAAGCUCCCGACAAACAGUUAUUGUGCUGACGUUGCUUCCAGAGGCAGUUUGGAACUUGGUAGUGAGUGUUGCAACCGAGGACAGACGAUUUUUACGUGCUUCGGGACUCGGCGGUCCCGUUCUGUGAGCUUGUGUAACUUACCACUUCGCCGCUGAGCUGUUGUUGCUCCUAGACGUUUCCACUUCACAUUAACAGCACUUACAGUUGACCGGGGCAGCUCUAGCAGGGCAGAAAUUUGACGAACUGACUUGUUGGAAAGGUGGCAAGCUAUGACGGUGCCACGUUAAAAGUCAAUGGGCUCUUCAGUAAGGCCAAUGUUUUUCUAUGGAGAUUGCAUGGCUGUGUGCUCGAUUUUAUACACCUGUCCGCAACGGGUGUGGCUGAAAUAGCCAAAUCCACUAAUUUGAAGGGGUGUUCACAUACUUUUGUGUAUAUACAGUGCAUUCGGAAAGUAUUCAGACCCCUUGACUUUCUCCACAUUUUGUUACGUUAUGGCCUUAUUCUAAAAUUGAUUAAAUUGUUUUUUUCCCCCUCAUCAAUCUACACACAAUACCCCAUAAAGACAAAGCAAAAACAGGUUUUUAGAAAUGUUAAGUUUCUUCAAGUGCAGUCGCAAAAACCAUCAAGCGCUAUGAUGAAACUGGUUCUCAUGAGGACUGCCACAGGAGUUACCUCUGCUGCAGAGGAUAAGUUCAUUAGAGUUACCAGCCUCAGAAAUCAGCAAUUAACUGCACCUCAGAAUGCUGCCCAAAAUAAAUGCUUCACAGAGUUCAAGUAACAGACACAGCUCAACAUCAACUGUUCAGAGGAGACUGUGUGAAUCAGGCCUUCAUGGUCGAAUUGCUGCAAAGAAACCACUCCUAAAGGACACCAAUUAGAAGAAGAGACUUGCUUGGGCCAAGAAACACGAGCAAUGGACAUUUAAACCGGUGGAAAUCUGUCCUUUGGUCUGAUGAGUCCAAAUGUGAGAUUUUUGGUUCCAACCUCCGUGUCUUGAUGAGACGCAGAGUAUGUGAAUGGAUCUCCGCAUGUGUGGUUCCCACCGUGAAGCAUGGAGGAGGUGGUGUGAUGGUGUGCUCAGCAUAUGUGGGAACUCCUUCAAGACUGUUGGAAAAGCAUUCCUCAUGAAGCUGCUUGAGAGAAUACCAAGAGUGUGCAGAGCUGUCAUCAAGGCAAAGGGUGGCUACUUUCAAUAAUUUAAAAUAUAAAAUAUAAUUUCAUUUUUUUAACACUUUAUGGUUACUACAUGAUUCCAUAUGUGUUAAUUUAUAGUUUUUUUGUAUUCGCUAUUAUUCUACAAUGUAGAAAAUAGUACAAAUAAAGAAAAACCCUUGAAUGAGUAGGUGUGUCCAAACCUUUGACAGGUACAGUAUGUAUUCAGACCCUUUACUCAGUACUUUGUUGAAGCACCUUUGGCAGCGAUUACAGCCUCGAGUCUUCUUGGGUAUGAAGCUACAAGCUUUGCACACCUGUAUUUGGGUAGUUUCUCCCAUUCUUCUCUGCAGAUCCUCUGAAGCUCUGUCAGGUUGGAUGGGGCACGUCGCUGCACAGCUAUUUUCAGGUCUCUCCAGAGAUGUUAGAUCCGGUUCAAGUCCAGGCUCUGGCUGGGCCACUCAAGGACAUUCAGAGACUUGUCCCGCAGCCACCCCUGCGUUGUAUUGGCUGUGUGCUAAGGGUCAUUGUCCUGUUGGAAGGUGAACCUUCGCCCCAGUCUUAGGUCCUGAGCGCUCUGGAUCAAGUUUUCGUCAAGGAUCUCUCUGUACUCUGCUCUGUUCAUCUUUCCCUCGAUCCUGACUAGUCUCCCAGUCCCUGCUGCUGAAAAAAAUCCCCACAGCAUGAUGCUGCCACCGCCGUGCUUCACUGUAGGGAUGGUGCCAGGUUUCCUCCAGACUUGACGCUUGUUAGAGUGGCCAGACAGAAGCCACUCUUCAGUAAAAGGCACAUGACAGCCCGCUUGGAGUUGGCAAAAUGCACCUGAAACGAUUCUCAGACCAUGAGAAACAAGAUUGAACUCUCCAAAUACAGGUGUGCCAGGCUUGUAGCGUCAUACCCAAGAAGACUCCAGGCUGUAAUCGCUGCCAAAGGUGAUUCAACAAAGUACUGAGUAAAGGUUCUGAAUACUUUUGUAAAUGUGAUAUUUCAGUUUUUUGUUUAGUAAAAUUGUGUAAAAACCUGUUUUUGCUUUGUCAUUAUGGGGUAUUGUGUGUAGAUUGAAAAAAAACCAAUAAUUUAAUCCAUUAGAGUAAGGCUGUAACGUCACAAAAUGUGGAAAAAGUGAAGGGGUCUGAUCCUUUCCGAAUGCACUGUAUGUUUGAAAUUCACUGCUCGACUGCGGCACCUUACAAUUAUCUGUAUGUGUGGGGUACAGAGAUGAGGUACUCAUUAAAACAAUCAUAUUUAACACUAUUGCACACAGUGAAUCCAUCAAACUUAUUAUGUGACUUGUUAAACACAUUUUUACUCCUAAACGCAUUGAGGCUUGCCAUAACAAAGGGUUUUAUACUUAUUGACUGAACAUUUCAGCUUGAAUUUUUUUGACAUUCAUGGGGUAUUGUCAAAAAAUCUGUAACCCAACAAAAAAUGGGACAAAUCAUGUUGUGUGAAUACUUUCUGAAGGCCCUGUAUUAGAGUUUGAAUCCCUUAUCCAUUACUGGAAGCAGAGUACUUCAAAGCACCAAUGUAAUGCCUUAAUCUGAGCUCUCACUGCACUGCCAGUGGAAUGUCUACAGUGCUAGGAGUUCACAUCAAUGGGACCAGUCAGAGCCCGUUUCUCAACCCCUUUUUCUGUGUAUGAUCACCGUGUAUGAUGGAUUUAGCCACAGUUUAGCAUUUUAGAUAGCGAUCAGCAGUACCUCUGUUUGUUUGCACAGCACAUUUCUCAUCCUUUAACAUAGACUGAUCCGUUCAUACUGUAGUCAAGGAGCCUUCAGAUAAGCUUUAUUUUCAAUCAACAGUUGGAAUUUUGUGGAUGUUUAUCAGAACCUCUUAGAUUCUCAGAAUGGGUCAUUUUAACCCGAUGACUCUUAUCCAAAUUCUACAACACCAUCUUGCCUCUUCAGAUAGUCCUGAGCAGAGUAGGUGAGAUCAAAUAGUUUGCAGGCCGAGCUAGGUCUUGCCUCCAGAUCGGCAAGGAAAAUUUAAAGCAGCAGUUUCAUAGGAGACAGACGACUUCCUUUUAUCAGGGAAGUGUGCAUAAAGCCCAUGUGAAUGCACUGUUGGUGACAGGUUCCUUAGGGCCAUGAAAUGACUCAGUCACAACCAUAGUAGGAUUCCUAGUGAGGGAGAGGAGAGCAGAUGCUUGACUGCAAGUCUUUUGGGGAACAGGAGGCAUUUUGAUAAUGCGAGCUAUCUCAAGUUUCCAGUUUUGUCGUGCACACGUGCAGUUAAAUGCCUUUCUUGCAAGCUGUUUCCCAAAAAUGCAGUUAUCAAUAUCAGUAGUACUAUAAAAUAAAGUAAAGUCGAACAAAAAUCCACAAGAAAUCUAAAUGAGAAGAACACGAUUAAGUAAGUAAGCUAUAUACAGGUUCAGUUCCAGGGUCGAUACCAAUAACAUAUUUCCAAUGUGCAGGGCUACUGGAGUGGUAAGUUAGAUAUGUAUACGGUAAGGUGACUAGGCAUCAGGAUAUAUGAUAAACAGAGUAGCAGCAGCAUAUAUGAUGAUUGUAUGUGAGUGUGUGUGUGUGUGUGUAGAGUCAGUAUGCAUGUGUGUGCGUGUUGUGUGAGCAAAUGAAGUGUGUGUGGUCAAUGCAGAUAGUCCGUUUAGCCAUUUUGUUAGCUAUUUAAGCUAUGCAAACACGACGACACUUGUCAUGCUUCAAAACAGACAAUGCAUGCUGUGCAGUAAUAUUGCCUUGCGGUCCUUAUUAGUGACUGAGUUUUGUGGUUAUUUACUAUUUUCCGUUAACCGUCUAGAGUCGAAUGACUCACCAGUGCGUCAAUCUAAGUUACAUAACAAAAAAAUCCCCAUAAAAAUCUGUCAGUUUUAAACUGAAGAUAUUUUUUUUGCAUUGGAUGAGUCUCAAUCUACCACAUCUGCCAGUGUCGCACUUCUGCAUCUGUGGUGAGACAUCCCGAAAAUCGGUCUUCUCACAAAUGUCUGUAGCGUCCGAACAGUUUGACCUACAAAACUAUUAUGCUGUAUGGGGAGACUCUCACGAACACAAUGGUGUCCUCCGUUUUGCUCUAUGACCCCCACAAGUGUCACGGGAUUCAUCUGAAGGUAACCGGUUUAAAAAAAACAAAUGGCAGUAUGAAGGCAGUUUUGUGUAAAAAAACAUAUGUGUAUAUACUUCUCCUAGAUUUAGGACAGACACUUAAAAACCUGGUUUCUUAUGAUACAUUUUUGGACUGUCCUUUUUGCCAUUUAUGAAUGUGUUUCUAUGGCUUUAGUAGUAAAGGCCAAAAUCUAUAUUUUAUCAAAACGGGGGGUCCUAAAAUUCCAAAUCAAAGAGCUAAAUAAUCGAUAGUAUGACCAUCUUAAAACAAUUCUAUAUGUUAGCUUAGCACUCCCCCUCCCCCAACGUCUUAGACUCUAAAUAAUUAACAAGGAAAGCACUGUGUGUGAAGUUCCAGGAAUGCUUAGCAACUGUAGAUUAUGCUAAAAUGAUCAUCUUUGUGUUCUCUCUUUUUCUCUCCAGCAUACUGGCGCUUCUGGCUUUGUGUCUCUGUUGUCUACGAGUUAUUCCUUAUAUUUGUGCUGUUCCAGGUGGGUCGAUUGCACCAACACACACUAGAGCACUGAAUUGUUUGUGCUAUUAUAGCUGCAAUAGAUCUGUCGUUCGAAUGAAGAAUCACUCCAAUCAGCUUUGAAAUACAGAGCCAAGUUCUCUCUGGGAGCACUGACAACUAGAUCUAUUUAGGAAAGAUGGACAAUCAAAAGGAAAAGGAUCAACGACAUGAUUAGAUGCAGAAUGGAUCUGAAGGGACUUGAAGGGAAUGAAACAAAACACGUCUUUGAGAAACUAGUUAACUUCUCAAUGUACAUAUGUUCAAAGUAUACUGAACUAAAAUAUAAACGCAACAUGCAGCAAUUUCAACGAUUUUACUGAGUUACAGUUCAUAUAAGGAAAUCAGUCAAUUGUAAUAAAUAAAUUAGGCCCUAAUCUAUGGAUUUCACAUGACUGGGCAGGGCUGCAGCCAUGGGUGGGCCUGGGAGGGCAUAGACCAGGAGGGCAUAGCCCCACCCACGUGUGAGCCAAGCCCAUCCACUGGGGAGCCAGGUCCAUCCAAUCAGAAUGACUGGUCUCAGACGAUCCCGCAGGUGAAGAAGCUGGGCUGGCGUGGUUACACGUGGUCUGCGGUUGUGAGGCCGGUUGGACGUACUGCCAAAUUCUCUGAAACGACAUUGGAGGCAGCUUAUGGCAGAGAAAUGGACAAUCAAUUUUCUGGCAACAGCUCUGGUGGACAUUUCUGCAGUCAGCAUGCAAAUUGCACGCUCCCUCAAAACUUGAGACAUCUGUGGCAUUGUGUUGUGUGACAAAACUGCACAUUUUAGAGUUGCCUUUUGUCCCCAGCACAAGGUGCACCUGUGUAAUGAUCAAGCUUCUUGAUAUGCCACACCUGUCAUGUGGAUGGAUUAUCUUGGCAAAGGAGAAGUGCUCACUAACAGGGAUGUAAACAAAUUUGUGCACAAAAUUUGAGCAUUUUGUGUGAAUGGAAAAUGUCUGGGAUCUUUUAUUUCAGCUCAUGAUAUAUGGGACCAACAUGUUGCUUUUAUAUUUUUGUUCAGCAUACAUACAGACAAGUACAUAUAGACAAAGCACUAAGUAGUAUAUAUUUUUGUAUGUUUAAUUUGCCCUCAUUCAUUAGACGGUCCAUGACGGCAGACAGUUUAUGAAGUACAUUGACCCCAAACUGGGGGUAGCCUUGCCGGAGAGGGACUAUGGCGGCAACUGCCUCAUAUACGACCCGGGGAACACCACCGACCCCUGGCAUAACAUCUGGGUAAGACACGCAUGCGCGCACACAUUAACCUGUAGCAUCAGGAGACCACCGCAAUGGUGGCACUUGCAGGAGCUGUGACACUAAAGACUUCUCUCUCGCUUUGUCUCUCGCGUUCUCUCUCUCGCUUUCUCGGGCACUCUCUCGGUGUCUCUCGCUCUUUCUCUGGCCGUCUGCGAGGCUCUUGACUGGAUGCUUAGACCGGGACGGAGUUUUAAAGUACUUCACUCAGGGCUCCAACAGACUGCCCUAGUGGACUGUACACUCCAAAAUGCUGGCGUUCUGUGGGCUUGUUAAUUUUGUAACCAUAAAUUACACUAAUUAAUCACUGUAAUUUCCACAUAUAUUUCAAACCACUGUUGUUCCUCGUCAAACAAGGUUCUCAGUUCUCUGUUAACAUGGUUGUAAAAGGGCCGUCCCAAAGGUCACUGUUGACUGUAGGUCGCUGUUGGUUGUAGAUUCCACCAUAAAUGCUGAAAUGCAAUUGUAACAAUUGCUUAACACUAUGGGCUACUGUAUGUUUAAGCUUAAACUCUAUUGGACCAGUUAGGUUUGCUACUGGAGUAGUAGGGAGAAUUGAAAACCGCACAACUGAAUAAUUUAGGAAAAGAAUGCCGGCAAAAAAUUAUUACAAAAAAAGAAUCACCUUGAGUAAAUAUUGAUGUGAAAUGUGUACAAUGAGCUCAAUAUGAAUUCAAUACAUCAACAGUACAAUAGACUUAGAUAUCGGCCAUAUAUCCCGCCUAUAGUUUACUAGGGUGCACCCAACUCUAUUUUAAUCUGAGGGUAUCUCAGCUUUCAAAGUUCAAUACAAAUACAAUAAACAUGAGUCUACAGAAAAACACAACCCAAUUCACAAAUACUGACUUAUAAACCACUAUGAGAUGGAAUCAAAUGUGAGUGACUGUGCAUAUCAAUAAACACUGUAAUGUGUUUAAAUGUGGUAUGUGCUUAUGACAGUUCAACUGCAAUGUAUGGUGCUAUGAUGUCUUGCAACAAAGACUCCUACCACACUGUGGUAUGGCAGUGCAAAUUCAGUAUCCUCCAAGGAAAAGGAAAAAUAAAUAUUUGCAUGCAAAUCUUCUUACGGAUGUCCUGGGUUCGGGCAGCUCGCUAUCCUUGGUGGAACUGAAUCCAUACUUAAACCUGACCUGUUAUACAAACAGGAUCACAGAAUAUAUAUACAGUGGGGAGAACAAGUAUUUGAUACACUGCCGAUUUUGCAGGGUUUCCUACUUACAAAGCAUGUAGAGGUCUGUAAUUUUUAUCAUAGGUACACUGCAACUGUGAGAGACGGAAUCUAAAACAAAAAUUCAGAAAAUCACAUUGUAUGAUUUUUAAGUAAUUAAUUUGCAUUUUAUUGCAUGACAUAAGUAUUUGAUACAUCAGAACAGCAGAACUUAAUAUUUGGUACAGAAACCUUUGUUUGCAAUUACAGAGAUCAUACGUUUCCUGUAGGUCUUGACCAGGUUUGCACACACUGCAGCAGGGAUUUUGGCCCACUCCUCCAAACAGACCUUCUCCAGAUCCUUCAGGUUUCGGGGCUCUCGCUGGGCAAUACGGACUUUCAGCUCCCUCCAAAGAUUUUCUAUUGGGUUCAGGUCUGGAGACUGGCUAGGCCACUCCAGGACCUUGAGAUGCGUCUCACUCCUUAGUUGCCCUGGCUGUGUGUUUCGGGUCGUUGUCAUGCUGGAAGACCCAGCCACGACCCAUCUUCAAUGCUCUCACUGAGGGAAGGAGGUUGUUGGCCAAGAUCUCGCGAUACAUGGCCCCAUCCAUCCUCCCCUCUAUACGGUGCAGUCGUCCUGUCCCCUUUGCAGAAAAGCAUCCCCAAAGAAUGAUGUUUCCACCUCCAUGCUUCACGGUUGGGAUGGUGUUCUUGGGGUUGUACUCAUCCUUCUUCUUCCUCCAAACACAGCGAGUGGAGUUUAGACCAAAAAGCUCUAUUUUUGUCUCAUCAGACCACAUGACCUUCUCCCAUUCCUCCUCUGGAUCAUCCAGAUGGUCAUUGGCAAACUUCAGACGGGCCUGGACAUGCGCUGGCUUGAGCAGGGGGACCUUGCGUGCGCUGCAGGAUUUUAAUCCAUGACGGCGUAGUGUGUUACUAAUGGUUUUCUUUGAGACUGUGGUCCCAGCUCUGCCGUGUAGUUCUGGGCUGAUCCCUCACCUUCCUCAUGAUCAUUGAUGCCCCACGAGGUGAGAUCUUGCAUGGAGCCCCAGACCGAGGGUGAUUGACCGUCAUCUUGAACUUAUUCCAUUUUCUAAUAAUUGCGCCAACAGUUGUUGCCUUCUCACCAAGCUGCUUGCCUAUUGUCCUGUAGCCCAUCCCAGCCUUGUGCAGGUCUACAAUUUUAUCCCUGAUGUCCUUACACAGCUCUCUGGUCUUGGUCAUUGUGGAGAGGUUGGAGUCUGUUUGAUUGAGUGUGUGGACAGGUGUCUUUUAUACAGGUAACGAGUUCAAACAGGUGCAGUCAAUACAGGUAAUGAGUGGAGAACAGGAGGGCUUCUUAAAGAAAAACUAACAGGUCUGUGAGAGACGGAAUUCUUACUGGUUGGUAGGUGAUCAAAUACUUAUGUCAUGCAAUAAAAUGCAAAUUAAUUAAUUAAAAAUCAUACAAUGUGAUUUUCUGGGUUUUUGUUUUAGAUUCCGUCUCUCACAGUUGAAGUGUACCUAUGAUAAAAAUGACAGACCUCUACAUGCUUUGUAAGUAGGAAAACCUGCAAAAUCGGCAGUGUAUCAAAUACUUGUUCUCCCCACUGUAUACCAUGAGUACCUUUCAUAUAAACAUUAAUAUAGCUCUUAGCUUUAAUCUCUUACAGGAAUAAGAAAAUAAAACUUAGUCAAAAUGCUUUACACUUUAACUACAGCACCAGGCUCACGUGGACUGAACAAUAGACUAGCCUGGGCAAAUGGAAAUUACUAGUGCUUACACCAUUUCUUAUAAAGUAAUCUAAAACAUAACUGUGUACCAAAAUAUAUUAUGAUAAUAGCUAAUCACAUUUUAUAAAAGUAUGAAAACUAAAAUAGUUCGCCAUGCAUGAUUAGCAUGAUCACUAACGUUUGCUAUUUCAAUUGAUCGAUAGCUGAGCUAGCCUAAAUGUUAACGGCUUGUGCGUAUGCUUGGUUCAGUAUGAACACGCACAAAAUGCUAGCAAUAGCUUAGCUAGCCUAAUCGCUAGCGGCUCGUUCUCCUUUUGAAAACUCACCAAAUCCUGCCGUCAAUCUUUCCCUCAACCCCUUCACAGCACGUUCGGAUAGAUAAGUGAGCUAUUAUCCGUUUUUUUUUUUUUUUUUAGUUCAGUAUUAUACAACUUCUCACAACGAUUUGAAACUUAUUUUUUCUUCGAUAGAAUGGCGGUAUCUCUUCACGUUCCGUUCUAGCUCAUUUUUAACAUGUUGGCGUCCACUGGUGUAGAAUGUGUGGUUAGGAGAGGGACUAAGAUAUAAUAUUUUGUUUUGAUUGGCUCAACAUAAACUGCUCGUCAUGCAGCUUCUGAACAUAUCAUAAUAUAAUAUGAUUGGUUACUGGAAUCUCACUAGUAACGAUAAGUAUUCAACAUUAGUUGACCUGUGUUACACAAUGUUGUAGGUGUUGUCAUUAAUGAAACAUCUAUGGAAUGCACUCUUCAUGAGUGUGUCAUAUAGUCCUUGUCCAAGGUAGUCUCAUACAAUAUCAAAUGGUCAAUGAGUGGUAAGGUUAAGAAUUAUUACAAGAAUGCUGUUUUUGCAGGACAAGAUGGAUGGCUUUGUCCCCGCUCACUUUCUUGGCUGGUAUAUUAAGGUGGGUCUGAGUAGUGUACUGUAUUUUAGGCCUAUAUUUAAUACUUGAUUAAUAUUAGUACUGGAUUAAAGGUAGAGUUAGCAAUGUGACAUCAUCAUACAUCCACAACAACCGAAUUCACAUCUCCGUCUCCCUCUUCAUCUGUCAGACACUUGUGAUCAGAGACUGGUGGAUGUGUAUGAUCAUCAGUGUGAUGUUCGAGUUCCUGGAGUACAGCCUGGAGCACCAGCUCCCCAACUUCUCUGAGUGCUGGUGGGACCAUGUAUGUACCUCUUCUUCUUCUUCAUAACACACAAUUGUAACUGACAAGGAUAUUUUUGUCCACUGUUGAUUUCAGUUGAUUUCACUAUUGAUUUACAAUUUGGAUACUGGAUGUUUAGUCUGUUUUGAUACUGGGAGGCAAUUCAAAAGCAACUGACUUUAUUGAAUUUCAAGUGUUUGUCAGUAGAUGUUGAAUGUUAUGUGCAGAAAGCUUGAGUUAGGAUUUUGUCCUCAGUGAAUGCUGAAUGCCAUGUCUCUCUCUGUGAAUCCUAAAUGUCAUGUCUGUGUCUUUUCAGUGGAUAAUGGAUGUGCUGGUGUGUAAUGGCCUGGGGAUCUACGCUGGGAUGAAGACCUUAGGCUGGCUGUCUAUGAAGCCCUACCAGUGGCAGGGACUGUGGAACAUCCCCACAUACAAGUACGCUGCCCACCUCCUGGAACCUUGGUUACGCUUGGUUACGCUUGUGCACAAAGAAGUUCCAAGUCCCAACGUCAUAAGAGUUAUAGAUAUGGCCGUUGUUUACACCCUCCAUCCCUAAUAUUCUCCUAUCAAAGAGUUUGUAGUAGUAGUUUCUUAUAGAAGGUUCUCAUUUCUUAUUAGGGAUGGAUGGUGUAUGAUAUGUGUGUGUUUGUUAAUCAGGGGGAAGAUCAAGCGCAUGGCCUUCCAGUUCACACCCUACAGCUGGGUCAAGUUUGAGUGGAAGCCUGCCUCCAACCUACGCAGGUGGCUGGCUGUCCUGGGCAUCAUCUUCAUGGUGAGACUCAAUCUCUCUCUCACUGUUGCGCUCUCUAAUUUCUCUCACCUCUCUCUCGCUCUCACUUAAAUCAAAUCAAAUGUUAUUUGCCACGUGCAGAAUACAACAGGUGUAAACCAUACAGUGAAAUGCUUACUUACAAGCCCUUAACCAACAAUGCAGUUUUAAGAAAAAAAAAGUGUUAAGUUAAAAAUAAUUAAAGAGCAGCAGUAAAAUAAUAUAACAGUAGGGAGGCUAUAUACAGGGGGUACCGGUACAGAGUCAAUGUGCGGGGGCACCGGUUAGUAGAGGUAAUAGAGGUAAUAUGUACAUGUGGGUAGAGUUAAAGUGACUAUGCAUAGAUAAUAAACAGAGUAGCAGCAGCGUAAAAGAUGGGGUGGGUGGGGGGGACAAUGCAAAAGUCUGGGUAGCCAUGAUUAGCUGUUCAGGAGUCUUAUGGCUUGGGGAUUGAAGCUGUUAAGAAGCCUUUUGGACCUAGACUUGGCGCUCCGGUACCGCUUGCCAUGCGGUAGCAGAGAGAACAGUCUAUGACUAGGGUGACUGGAGUCAUGGUAUAGAGGUCCUGGAUGGCAGGAAGCUUGGCUGUGAUGUACUGGGCCGUAAGCACUACCCUCUGUAGUGCCUUGCGGUCGGAGGCCGAGCAGUUGCCAUACCAGGCGUUGAUGCAACCAGUCAGGAUGCUCUCGAUGGUGCAGCUGUAUAACUAUUUGAGGAUCUGAGGACCCAUGCCAAAUCUUUUCAGUCUCCUGAGGGGGAAUAGGCUUUGUCGUACCCUCUUCACGACUGUCUUGGUGUGUUUGGACCAUGAUAGUUUGUUGGUGAUGUGGACACCAAGGAACUUGAAGCUCUCAACCUGUUCCACUACAGCCCGGUCGAUGAGAAUGGGGUUGUGCUCAGUCCUCUUUUUUUCCCUGUACUCCACAAUAUUCUCCUUUGUCUUGAUCACGUUAAGGGAGAGGUUGUUAUCCUGGAACCACACGGCCAGGUCUCUGACCUCCUCCCUAUAGGCUGUCUCAUCGUUGUCGGUGAUCAGGCCUACCACAUUUGUGUCGUUGGCAAACUUAAUGAUGCUGUUGGAGUCGUGCCUGGCCAUGCAGUCAUGGGUGAACAGGGAGUACAGGAGGGGACUGAGCACGCACCCCUGAGGGGCCCCCCAUGUUGACGAUCAGCGUGGCAGAUGUGUUGUUACCUACCCUUACCACCUAGGGGCGGCCCGUCAGGAAGUCCAGGAUCCAGUUGCAGAGGGAGGUGUUUAGUCCCAGGGUCCUUAGCUUAGUGAUGAGUUUGAGGGCACUAUGGUGUUGAAUGCUGAGCUGUAGUCAAUGAAUAGCAUUCUCACGUAGGUGUUCCUCUUGUCCAGGUGGGAAAGGGCAGUGCAGAGUGCAAUAGAGAUAGCAUCAUCUGUGGAUCUGUUGGGGCGGUAUUCAAAUUAGUGGGUCUAGGGUUUCUGGGAUAAUGGUGUUGAUGUGAGCCAUGACCAGCCUUUCAAAGCACUUCAUGGCUACAGAUGUGAGUGCUACGGGUCGGUAGUCAUUUAGGCAGGUUAUCUUAGUGCUGUUGGGCACAGGGACUAUGGUGGUCUGCUUGAAACAUGUUGGUAUUACAGACUCAGUCAGGGACAUGUUGAAGACACUUGCCAGUUGGUCAGCGCAUGCUUGGAGUACACGUCCUGGCCCUGCGGCUUUGUGAAUGUUGACCUGCUUAAAAAUCUUACUCACAUCGGCUACGGAGAGCGUGAUCACAUAGUCAUCCGGAACAGCUGAUGCUCUCAUGCAUGCUUCAGUGUUGCUUGCCUCGAAGCGAGCAUAGAAGUGAUUUAGUUCGUCUGGUAGGCUCGUGUCACUGGGCAGCUUGCGGCUGUGCUUCCCUUUUGUAGUCUGUAAUAGUUUGCAAGCCCUGCCACAUCCGACGAGCGUCGGAGCCGGUGUAGUACUCUCUCUGUCGACUGUCUGUCUGUCUAUGUCGCUCUCUCACCCCCUCACACUAAUCUCUGUCGCUUGCCUCUCCACUCUCUCUCGCCCUCUGUUAGUUCCUGCUGGCGGAGCUGAACACCUUCUACCUGAAGUUUGUGCUGUGGAUGCCCCCGGAGCACUACCUGGUGUUGCUUCGCCUCGUCUUCUUCGUCAACGUGGGCGGCGUGGCCAUGAGGGAGAUAUACGACUUCAUGGACGACCCGUGAGUAUUAGUAACACUGUGUGUAUCGUGUACAGUGUGUCAUUACAACUGACUAGGUAUCCCCCUUUCCCUUUCUAGCCAUUAAAUCCCCCGUCUCUCCCCCUUCCUCCCUCAGGAAGUUCUAUAGGAAGCUGGGGCAGCAGGCGUGGCUGGUGGCGGCCAUCACCGUGACCGAGUUCCUCAUCGUGGUCAAAUACGAUCCCAGGACCAUCAUGCUGCCCAUCCCCUUCUUCGUCACCCAGUGCUGGUUCCUGGGCAUCGUCCUCAUCCUCACCUGGACAUUGUGGCGCUUCUUCAUCCGGUAA